CGCCGGCGGCGCUGGCGGGCUGGAAGUGGCGUACGUGCAAAGCGGGCCGCGAGGGUGGCGCCUCCUCCUCGCCCCGACAGAGCGGCGGAGGCGCGGCGGGGAGAGGCGGCGGCCGCGCCGGCCCGCGGACUGGGCAGAGAGGCCGGCGGGGAGCGGAAGGCAGCCCCACCGCACCGCGCCAGCCGGCUGCCCGCCGCCGCUCUCCCCCCCUCGGCCGCGCACGCCGCCGGCGGGGCGGCGAUGAGGCGGCGCUAAGCGGCGUUAGCGGCGCAAGGGAGGGCGGCGCGGGCCCCCGCGGCAGCCCCGCGCCCGGCCGCCCCUAAGGAGGCCGCGGGCCGGCGGAGGGCGGCGGGGGCCGCGACGCAGCCGGGCGGCCAUGAUGCAGUGAGCGCUCCCUCCCCGCGCGGCCGGGCGGGGGCCCGCGUUAGCGCCGCUCCCGCCCGCCUCCUUACAUAACCCCUCGGCGGCGGAGCGGGGCUGCGGCGGCACCACCAGCACCAUGGCGAAUGACAGCGGCGGCGGCGGGGCCGGCCAGGGCGGCGGCGAGAGCAGCGGCGGCACCACCAGCAACAACAACAACAGCAGCAGCAGCGAGCGGGACCGGCAGUACUGCGAGCUGUGCGGGAAGAUGGAGAACCUGCUGCGGUGCGGGCGCUGCCGCAGCUCCUUCUACUGCAGCAAGGAGCACCAGCGCCAGGACUGGAAGAAGCACAAGCUCAUCUGCCGCGGCGGAGGCACGGGGGCGGCGGCGGCCGCAGCAGGGGGCGCUGCCGAGCCCCGCGGCGGGCAACCCCCGCCGACCCGCGCCCACAGCGCCGGGGCCGCGGCGGGAGGCGGCAGCCGGGCGGCGGCGCCUGGGGAAGCCGGGGCCGCGGCGGGGAAGGGCGCAGCCCCGCCGCCCCCGGAGCCCCCCGCCGAGGCCGCCCCGCUGACCGACAACCAUGUCGCCGCCGCCGCAGCCGCCGGCGGUGAGGCGGAGGCCCCGGCCGCGGCCCAGUCCCCCUCGCCCUCCGGGGAGGCGGUGCUGCUGUACCGGGACAAGUCGAACCUGUACCCGGGCGGCGUGCAGGCGGGACCCGGCGGGGCCGCCCUGCGCCCCAACGGGCAGACGAAGUGGCUGGUGCCGCAGCGGCUGGCGCUGGAGUACAUCGUGCCCUGCAUGAACAAGCACGGCAUCUGCGUGGUGGACGACUUCCUCGGCAAGGAGCUGGGCGGGCUGGUGGCCCAGGAGGUGCGGGCCCUCCACCACACCGGCCGCUUCACCGACGGGCAGCUCGUCAGCCAGAAAAGCGACUCCUCCAAGGACAUCCGCGGCGACAAGAUCACCUGGGUGGAGGGCAAGGAGCCGGGCUGCCAGACCAUCCGCCUCCUCAUGAACAGCAUGGACGAUCUCAUCCGACACUGCAACGGCAAGCUGGGCAACUACAAAAUCAACGGCAGGACGAAAGCUAUGGUGGCUUGUUAUCCAGGCAAUGGAACAGGAUAUGUGCGCCAUGUUGAUAAUCCAAAUGGAGACGGAAGAUGUGUUACGUGUAUAUAUUAUCUUAAUAAAGACUGGGAUGCCAAGGUAAGUGGAGGCAUCCUUCGAAUAUUUCCAGAAGGUAAAGCCCAAUUCGCUGAUAUUGAACCCAAAUUUGAUAGACUGCUAUUCUUCUGGUCUGAUCGCCGCAACCCUCAUGAAGUACAGCCAGCAUUUGCUACAAGGUACGCAAUAACAGUGUGGUAUUUUGAUGCAGAUGAAAGAGCACGAGCUAAAGUAAAAUAUCUAACAGGUGAAAAAGGUGUGAGGGUUGAACUUAAUAAACCUUCUGACUCAGUUGGGAAAGACGUUUUAUAAGCCUUUGAUUUAGCAACUCCCCUUGCUAUUCUCCCUGAUAAAUCUUGAUGCUAUCUAUUAACUUUUGAAUGUGAAUAACAAGAUAAAGGAAAAUCAACAACAAACCAACAUUUUAAUAAAGAAGCAAACAGUGUUUCAAUGUUGCAUCAAAUAGAAGAUUCUUUGACUGCUGAAGCAUUGUACUAUGUGAUUGUGACUCCAGGCCUGUGACUGCUUAUGUGAAGAAGAUAAGCAAUCAGUAAGAAACAGCAUAUGCAUCUGGACAUAAAUAAGUGCCCUACAUAGAAUUUGUCCAUCCUUAUAUUUUGCAAGACCUGUCAUCCAGCUGAAUCCAAUUCAUCUCUCCCUUUUUUUAUAUGGUAAAAGUUUGAAUUUUGGGUAAUUUUUUGUAUGACCAGGUACAGUUUAUCAAAAUUGAGUCUUAAAAAAAAAAAAGAAAAACUGAAAAAAAAAGAAAAAAAAAUUACAGUAUUCUCCAAAAUAACAUGGAUCUAUUUUUGUAAAACUGUUCAUACUGUUCUCCUCUGCCAUGAAAGACCUAAUUUAAUGUAAGGGUUGCCAGUAACUGAUAAUCACUUUAAUUUUCUUUACACCUUAAGUCAGAAAAGGAGCACUUUAAUUACCAGCUAAAAACCUGAUUGUUUUAUAUCAUAUCUCACACUAAUCUUAACUUUUAAAGAUUGCUGCUGUAUUGUUUUUUUGACUAUGUCCUCUUGAACCUUAUUAACAGAAGCAAAUCAGUAUCUUGCUAUUAGUAACAUUCAGUUUGUGGUUUUGUAUGUUGAAUCCACAGAGGGGAAGUUCCCGUCUAUUCUUUGUUUGGGUUUUUUUUUUUUUGGUUUGGUUUUUUUGGGGUUGGUUUUUUUUUUUUUUGGUUUGUUUGUUUUUUAAGUGACUGGCACUAAGUGAACUUGACACUAUCGGUUGCUGUCAUUGGCUUUGGGGACCUGGUAAAUACCAUCAAGUUGCAAGAAUAUACAAGGGCUUUCCUAGGCUAUUAGAGGUACCCAGAACCUCCUUAUGUACUUGACAGAAAAUUUUGAGCUUUCUCCCUUUUCUAAAGAAUACUUGCCACCCCCCUUUCCUUUGUAUAUAAGUUAAUAGAAUAUCUAAAAUUCACUUUUUUUAAGUUUCCUUUUCAAACGUUGGUGUCCCGUGCAGUCUGCAAGUUGACACCUUGAUCUAUUAUAUAGUAUCAAGGAGAUGGUCAGCACACUGAAGCUGAAGUGCAUCACUGUAGGCUCCUUGUGCAAUACAUCUUUAGGUUUUCACUGUGCUGAAGGAUUUCCCCAAAAAGGCACUGCCCUUUGAUCAAUACUGAGGUAUAUAUUUAGUAAGAAAGCUUUUAUUUUCUUUGACAUUGUUUUCAUUUUAUCAAGGGAAGGGGACAUCACAGAAUAAAAGUGAGAUGUGUAGAAACUUUGAUAUUCUUAUUUUUAAGAAGUGGAUGGUUUGGACACUGAUUGAAUUUUUUUCUUCUUCUUCUUUUUUUUCUUUUUUUUUCCCUGAGCUUUAAAAGCUUGAGAAAACAAAAGCAAACCUAUAAAAGACAGCAUUCAUAUUUACAGGAGUUUGGGGGUUGAUCAGCUUACCCACUGCAGUUUUCUAUCUGUCCCUUAUUUCCUUACUUAGCCAAAACAAUGUGAGUGUACAGAAAUAUUUCUGUAUAUAUUACAACUUGUGACAAUUUUAGCAUCUGUAUAGUUUGUAUUCAAUUAGAGACCUUUUCUAUGGAAAGCUCAGUAAUUUUUUAUUAAAAAGAUUACUAUUGUUCAUGUAAAACAUGAAAAAGCUAAUUGUUUAGUAACAAACUGACAGAAAGGGGAAAAAAUUCAGUAUCGGUAUAUCACUUAGGAGAACCAACAGAAAUCCCAGUUUUGUUUUGAUUUUGCUUUUCCUUUUUUUUAGAGAGUUCUUGCCCUUUACAGUUCUCUUCCUCUUUCCUCUUUUCUUCCCAGAAAAACAGACAGGAUACCUUUACUGUAAGUGCCUCUGCCAACCUGGCCAAGGAGUGCAAAUCUUCAUUACUGUCUGGUCUGCAGUGCAUUUAGGCUACCAGUGAAACAAGCAAAAAAGCCACCUCUUCCACUUCAUCUUCUUUAGUACUACUUUAACGGAGGUUUGGUUGGUUUUGUUUUAGAAAUGUAAGCAUAAGCCUUUAAACUCAUUUCAGUCCCUCUGUAAUUCAAACUUCUGCAGUUACAUGGCGUAUCAAAUUCUAAUCACACUGUAGGUUUGUGCUUGCCAGACAGGUUUAAAAAGUGCUUAAUUUUUCACUCCAUGUAAGUCGUUACAAUAGGGUCAACAAAUCAGGUCAGCCAUUUCUUCCAUGUCCUUUAGAAACUGUUCAUUUCAUGUCGGUUGAAUAUUCAGUCUUGAGCAUCACCAAGCAGGUCGUUGUUUUAAAACUAUUUUUUAAACUGUCUUAUGAUCUGUAUGUGUCUAGUCCUGGUUAAAGAUAAAGCUUCAUAAUGCUAUUUUUAUUCAUGGUGUUAGCCGGCUGUAAAAUACGAGACCUUUAUCUAUAGCAGGCAAAGAAAUUCAGGAUUCAUUUACAGGUUGCCUAUAAAGUUGUGUAAUUUGAAAAGCAGUGUUCAUUAUGAAAGAGCUCUCAAGUUGCUUGUAAAGCUAAUCUAAUUAAAAAAGAUGAUGUAUAAAGGUUCUUGAAA
Messenger RNA from Chroicocephalus ridibundus (black-headed gull), 4506 nucleotides. It is a transcript of the gene EGLN1, whose product is annotated as egl-9 family hypoxia inducible factor 1. The record is from RefSeq and is a predicted model, not a curated record. Gene Ontology annotation, biological process: cellular response to hypoxia; peptidyl-proline hydroxylation to 4-hydroxy-L-proline. The coding region runs from base 500 to 1837 and encodes 445 amino acids. Lineage: Eukaryota; Metazoa; Chordata; Aves; Charadriiformes; Laridae. Gene Ontology annotation, cellular component: cytoplasm; nucleus. Gene Ontology annotation, molecular function: ferrous iron binding; L-ascorbic acid binding; peptidyl-proline 4-dioxygenase activity. The transcript has 5 exons.